AUGGAGUCAAUCGAAGACAUUAUGAGGAUGGACAAGGAAAAGUUGGCAGCCCCUGUCAAAACCGUCGAGGAUAAAUGGAAGUUAUUGCCAGCGUUUUUAAAAGUUAAAGGGUUGGUGAAGCAACAUAUUGAUUCUUUUAACUAUUUUAUUAAUGUAGAGAUCAAGAAGAUUAUGAGAGCCAAUGAGAAGAUAACUAGUGAUGCUGAUCCUAAUUUCUAUUUAAAAUAUCUGAAUAUUUAUGUUGGAAUGCCUGAUGUAGAGGAAGGUUUUAACAUCACCAAACCAAUUUCACCUCAUGAGACAGCUGAUAUGAUACAUAGUUUGGCUGUUGUUCUAAUGCCAAUAAUGUUACGCAGCUCAAACUGUGUUUUAACCAAUAAGAGUCCAGCAGAAAUGGCGAAACUUAACGAAUGUCCGAUGGAUCCUGGUGGUUAUUUUAUAACUCGCGGAGCCGAGAAGGUGAUAUUAAUUCAGGAACAACUGUCUAAAAAUAGAAUGAUUGUAGAUCAAGAUAGUAAGGGUUCUAUAGAAUGUUCUGUUACUAGUUCAACUCAUGAAAGAAAAAGUAAAACGUAUGUUAUAGUAAAACAUUCUAAAUAUUAUCUCAAACAUAAUAUCUUCUCAGAGAAUAUACCAGUAGCUAUAGCGUUUAAAGCGAUGGGUAUCGAAUGUGAUCAGGAGAUAGUACAGCUGAUUGGUAGUGAAGAGGAAGUGAUGGCGUGUGUAGCUCCCUGCCUGGAGGAAUGUUAUCGUGCUCAAGUUUUCACUCAAGCUCAGGCUUUAAGAUGGAUAGGAGGUAAAAUACGUCAGAGAAAUCAAUGGCCGAGUGCUAAUAAAUGUAAACUUGAUGAAGCUAGAGAUGUAUUAAAUACUGUUAUAUUGGCUCACGUACCGGUAGAAGAUUGGAAUUUUAAACUGAAGGCGGUGUAUCUAGCAUUGAUGAUUCGACGAGUUAUUUUAACACAAGGUGACAAGGUCAGCAUUGAUGACCGUGAUUACUAUGGUAACAAACGUCUCGAGUUAGCUGGGCAACUUCUCUCCCUCCUUUUUGAAGAUCUCUUCAAGAAAUUUAACUCUGAGUUAAAGAAGAUAGCAGAUCAAACAAUACCCAAACCACGAGCUGCCCAGUUUGAUAUUCUAAAACAUAUGAGACAAGAUCAGAUUACUAACGGACUAGUCUUCGCUAUUUCUAGUGGAAACUGGACGAUUAAAAGAUUUAAAAUGGAGAGAGCUGGAGUGACCCAGGUCUUGUCUCGUCUGUCGUAUAUCUCAGCUAUCGGGAUGAUGACCAGAGUAACCAGUCAGUUUGAGAAGACACGAAAAGUUAGCGGUCCCCGAUCUCUUCAACCUUCACAGUGGGGUUUACUCUGUCCCUCUGAUACACCUGAAGGGGAGGCGUGUGGUCUAGUGAAGAAUCUGGCGUUAAUGACCCAUAUUACAACUGAUAUGAACGAAGCUCCAUUGAUUCGUCUGGCGUUUAAUCUCGGAGUAGAAGAUAUAGAAUUAUUAAGUGGAGAAGAAUUAACAUCAAAAUAUGUCUACACUGUCUUUCUUAAUGGUAAUAUUCUAGGAGUUAUAAGAGACUAUAAAAGAUUGGUGAAAACAUUUAGAAUGAUGAGACGAGCUGGGUAUAUUUCAGAGUUCGUUUCAAUCUUCCCCAAUCAUGGUCAUCGUUGUGUUUAUAUCGCUAGUGAUGGGGGUAGAGUCUGUCGACCGUAUAUAAUAGUAAAUAAUCAACAACCACUGGUUAAAUCUAAACAUAUUGAAGAGUUAACUCAGGGUUUUAGGAGUUUUGAAGACUUUCUGAAAGAGGGCCUGGUAGAAUAUCUCGACGUAAACGAAGAGAAUGAUUGUAUGGUCUCAUUAUAUGAAAGGGAGAUAACUGCAGAUACAACUCAUCUGGAAAUAGAACCCUUUACUAUAUUAGGAGUGUGUGCAGGGCUGAUUCCCUACCCCCAUCAUAAUCAGUCACCCCGUAAUACAUAUCAAUGUGCUAUGGGGAAACAGGCAAUGGGUACGAUAGCGUAUAAUCAGAGAAAUAGAAUAGAUACGUUGAUGUAUUUACUGGCCUAUCCUCAAGCUCCUCUCGUUAAAUCUAAGGUUAUAGAGUUGAUCAGUUUUGAUAAGCUCCCAGCUGGACAGAAUGCAACAGUAGCUGUUAUGAGUUAUAGUGGUUAUGAUAUAGAAGAUGCCCUGGUUAUAAACAAAGCUUCCUUAGAUAGAGGAUUUGGUCGAUGUUUAGUUUAUCGUAAACACGCGGUGACGAUGAAACGUUACACUAAUCAGACGUUUGAUAAAGUGAUGGGACCACUGAUUGAUUCUACCACUAAUAAACCUCCGUGGAAACAUCAACUAUUAGACGUGGACGGUAUCUGUAUGCCUGGUGAACGUGUUGAAAAUCGUCAGGUUUUAGUCAAUAAACACAUGCCAGUUGUUAGUAAUCCUGUUGCUGGGGCACCUGUUAAUUUACAGUCAGUUAAUUAUAAAGAAACACCACUAACAUAUCGAGGUGCAAUGUCUGGAUAUUGUGAACAAGUUUUAAUUACCUCCAACCCUGACGAGGCUUUCCUAAUUAAAAUAUUAAUGAGACAAACUCGUCGACCAGAAAUUGGAGAUAAAUUUAGCAGUCGUCAUGGACAGAAAGGUGUUUGUGGUUUGAUAAUUCCUCAAGAAGACAUGCCUUUUACAGAUCUGGGAAUAUGUCCAGAUAUUAUAAUGAACCCCCAUGGUUUCCCGUCUCGUAUGACUGUGGGUAAAUUAAUAGAACUAUUGGGAGGGAAGGCUGGUGUUCUUGAGGGCAAGUUUCAUUAUGGCACAGCAUUUGGAGGAGAUAAAGUUGCUGAUUUAUCUCAAGUUUUAGUGGAUCAUGGUUUUAAUUAUUUAGGAAAAGAUUACGUCACUUCUGGUAUCACAGGAGAAGCAUGUGAAGCGUAUAUAUAUUUUGGACCUGUUUACUAUCAGAAACUAAAACACAUGGUGUUAGAUAAGAUGCAUGCUAGAGCGAAGGGACCGAGGGCAGUGCUAACACGACAACCCACUGAGGGGCGGUCUCGAGAUGGUGGACUACGAUUGGGUGAAAUGGAACGAGAUUGUUUGAUUGGCUACGGAGCUAGUAUGUUGUUACUAGAAAGGUUAAUGAUAUCUAGUGAUGCAUUUCAAGUUGAUGUGUGUAGUAGUUGUGGUCUGCUUGGAUAUUCUGGCUGGUGUCAGUAUUGUAAAUCGUCUAAAAGUGUGUCCACGUUAAAAAUGCCGUACGCCUGUAAAUUGUUAUUCCAAGAACUUCAGUCCAUGAACAUCGUGCCUCGUCUCAGUUUACAAAAAUACAACGAAGUUUAGCAGGACAGGAGAAAAGUGAAAAAGUUGUGGUUAUGUUUUGAGAGAAAGAAAAUCUUGGAAAUUUAUCCGUACAGGAAGAAAAUAAAGAAUAUGGUUUGUGAGAAAAUGGAAGACAGCAAGUCAAUGAAUAGGAGAAUAG
Lottia gigantea (owl limpet) is the source of this 3475-nucleotide messenger RNA. RefSeq lists its product as hypothetical. Gene Ontology annotation, biological process: DNA-templated transcription. Gene Ontology annotation, cellular component: RNA polymerase III complex. The coding region runs from base 1 to 3336 and encodes 1111 amino acids. NCBI's taxonomy places the organism in Eukaryota, Metazoa, Mollusca, Gastropoda, Lottiidae. Gene Ontology annotation, molecular function: DNA-directed RNA polymerase activity; ribonucleoside binding; DNA binding. The record is from RefSeq and is a predicted model, not a curated record. The transcript has 28 exons.